AUGCGCUCCACCGACCAUGACCCACCGCCCGACCACCUGGCGCUUCAACAACCGCGCAUUCGCAGUGGCAAUCCCGCACUGCGCGCUACUGGUCAGGUCCCAACGGGGCCGCAAUACAAUGAGCCGCCCCGGCGAAUUGUAGCUCCUCAAAGUCCAAAUACGGGCUUUGAGAAUGAUAUCAAAUAUGUUGAUUUUGGGCUCAACAAUAGAGUCCGAGAUAUGUAUAUUGAUGAUGGCGGAAUGCCUAGGAUUGAGGCCAAUGGGCUCUCCAAGCCCCAACUGGCGCAUCAAGGUGGCAGACCGCCGUCUUUUUCUACGGCCCCUCAACAAUUCGACCACGGGAUGGGGCCGAACUUCGGCCACCCGGGGGCUGUCCCGGCUGACCACAACAACAAAGCCGAGGUCUCUGACGACUUGGCCGGAAAAAUCAUCGACGGGGUUCUGGACCUCCAGGACGAGCUCGACGUCAGCACGCCGUUCACCGGGGAAACUGACCCCAUGAUCUCCGGAAAUUGCGUUUCUCCGGCGCAAAAAAUGAUGCGCCAGGGUUUCAAUGGAGUGGAACAACAAGUGAUCCAAAAGCAAGGGGCCGACGAGGAGGCGGACCAGAAGUUGGACGUCGAUGAGACGUCGGUCAUCAAGGCGGUAGAGUGGUGGGAAAACAUCGAAAAAAGCGACCUCGACGCGCACGGCAUCUGCGACGACGAUGAUAUUGAACUGCAUCAGGCUGCCGGCGAUGCUCAAGCCCAGGCCCCGAUGACGCAGUCCCAGCACGAAACUGGGCCUGUUGAGGGAAGCCUGGGCGGACAUCAAAUUGCUCAAAAUCAGGGUUAUGGAUAUGGCCAUGCUGCUAAUGGCCAAGUAUGGCCUCCAACUGCGCCGGGCAACCCCGGCCUGUACCACGUCAGCGACGGGUACAUGGGAAUGAACUCGUCCCGCACGCCUUCGCCGACUUCUUCGCCACCACUGUCUCCUCCAUGCGUAUCUCCCACGCAAAUCCAAAGCCUCGCUGGCGGCAUUGAGGAAUACGAGCCAUUCCCACGCUACAUCCAAAAAAAGGAAGUCGAUGUGAUCGCAAACACGCCACAACCGUCUCCGCCCCAGAAAAAAAAACGCGGAAGGCCGCAGAAAUACCCUUCGCCCGAGCCGAAAGGAACCGAAACGGUCAAGCAAGCCCGGACUAAGGAGACGCAGAAGCGCUAUGCCGGGAAGAAGAGGAGCAAGGAGGUCAAUCGGCGUCUCUUUGUAACCGCCUUGCAAGAACUGCGUUUGUCUGAUGCGGUUUGGCUCGACGUAGCCGUGCUGUUGAAGGCACAAGAGAAAUUGCAGCCCAGUAACAGGGAGGCCCGUGCGAAGACGACUUACCAGAAGGAUCCGGACCCGGAAAGGCGCAAGCGACAAAACAAAGAGGCACAGAGGAAAUCAAGGGAAGCCACGAAGAAGGAAGCCGAUCAUUUUGACCCAGAUGAAAACCCGAUGAUCCAGAUUCUAAUUUUUCUUUUAUUAUGCCCGAUCGCUACCGCAAAAUGGCCGACAGCAAAUACCGAAUAUGGAUCGAUAAGGGGUGAAUAUGCCGAGGCUUCCGGGCAACAGGCCGAAAUCUACAUCUCGGUCCCGUAUGCCAGGGCCCCAAUUGGAGAGCUCAGAUUCGAGCCUCCGAAAGAGCCGGAAAACUGGGAAACAGUACGCGACGCUACCCAAGAAACGAGUUGUAUCCAGUACCCAGGCCACCUCCUAAAAAAGCUUCCCCACGAAUCGGAAGACUGCCUGCACCUUAAAAUUGUGAUACCACUUGAUAAAAAACGAAGAAGACUCCCCGAGCCGCUGCCAAUUUUAUUCUGGAUCCAUGGUGGCUCGUUUUUGACAGGCGGAAAGCACAAUUAUAACACCACCGAUGUCAUCAAAAAUUUCUCAACUCGAAAACUGAUCACGGUUUUUGCGAAUUAUCGAUUGGGGAAUAAAGGCUUCCUCUCAAUGCGAAACCGCCAUUUCCCGGGCAAUUUCGGACUAGAAGACGUGCUGCUCGGUCUGAAAUUUAUACAUGAAAUAAACUCGGCGAUAAUUAUCACGUAUUGCAAUUGCACGGAGACUACGGCCCUAGAAGUCAAGGAAUGCAUGAAAAAGGCACCACCUACAUGCUUUCAAGAAGCCGUUCAACUAAUUCACGACGAGUUGCGGCAUGGGGAAAUGUUAAGCAAAUACCAUGAGUUAAUGGCGAUGGGAUUCACGAUUCUAACCCCGGUUCCGGAUGAAUUUAUCCGAAAUGAAGCCCACGAGACACUUAAUCAAGCUUUAAACUGGAAACCUCCGCCGCUUCUAAUUCUUGCAUCCACACGAGAAGGGCACGAAUUGGCAAAAGAUUAUCUAGAAAAGGUAUCGCUAGAAACGCUAAUUGAUUCGACGAUAUCACGAGGCACGCCCUCAGCAAAUGUGCUCAGAAAACUACUAAGACAAAGAUACCUACCUCCAAAUAAUCGUACUGGCGAUGCAGCAGUAAGCAGCUUAUCGCGUUUAAUCAUUGGUAAAGCCUUGGCCGAUUCUCAUCAGGAUGCCCUAUAUUAUUCCAAUAACUCGCGGGUCUAUGUAACGUUAAAAGAUUAUAAUCCAAAAAGCGGAGAGGCGGAAAACUUUACGAAUUUGGACGCGGCGGGCCUUUUCGACGGCCCGGUCCUGAAUGUUAUCGCCGAUUUUGCUAAAAAUGGG
Mesorhabditis spiculigera is the source of this 2703-nucleotide messenger RNA. Lineage: Eukaryota; Metazoa; Nematoda; Chromadorea; Rhabditida; Rhabditidae. The record is from the annotation of a GenBank genome assembly.